ACUUAAAAAACGGAAGAGAGAGGGAAAUUGAGAGAAGAAGAAAAAUCAAAAAUAGUAAAGGGUUAGUACUUAAAUCACUGAACACAAGAAGAGAUUGUGAGAUCCUGAGAGAGUUCUGGAGGAUUGAGUGGGUGUUAAUUCUGGGUUCUUCAUUAGUUUUUGUCUUUUGAUGUUGAUAGAGAAGCUUGGUUUUGUUUGAACGGAGGCUAUUGUGACUGGUUAGUAAGAAGAACAAGUGGCUUCUUCUCUAUUACUUGUGAUUGAAGGAACGUAAAUUGGUGAGGUUUAGAAGAUUGAUUCUGAUUUCAGUGAACUGACGUUGAAUCCCCAAGAAGAAGAAGAAGAUCCAAGGAACACUCUCCUAAGGUUUUUAGGUUCUGGGUUUUAUUGAGGAUCACUCUCCUAAGCUUUUGAUUUCUGGGUUUUAUUGUUUUUGGGGUUUUUAGUCCCGAAACUUGCUUUUUUCUUUUUCUGUUGUGUAUAGAAAGGCCAGUUGGACAGAAAUCUUAAUUAAAAGAUUUCUUUUUUCUGUUCAAGAAUUGAUUGUCCCAACCCAACACUUGAUUUGUUUUGAUUUAAAUUCUGCUUUUCUGUUGAGGUUUGGUCAGAUUAAUCUCUCAUAGGAGGGUCUAUGUGUGUAUCUGUUGGGCUCUUAAGGGGUUGUUCCUUCUUUCUUUUUUCUCAUCUUAACUUCAGUUCAUAGUAGAACUCAGGCAGGAUUCUCUUCUGUCUAAUGACUUAGGAGACGAAGAGGGAAAAGAAGUUCCAAGUAGUGUUAGAGAAUCAUAAGUUGAAGUUUUGAGGAUGUCUGCAACUUUGUUAUGGGUUGUCACAGCCAAUACAGAGUUCUCCAACUGCAUUGGGUUUGUGGGAUCAAUAAGAGAGGGAGGAAGGUUUCAUGAUUCAAGGUCCAUAAGUAGAGCUCUGUGGUUAAGAGCCAGAGGGAGAGUAAAAGGCAGGAAAUCAGAAUGGAAUUCUUCCUCUCGGAAUUCAGAUUUUAAGUAUUCUUGUCUAGGUGGCUCAGAGAGCACUGGGAACUUCCCUGUUAUCUCUAGUAUGAUUGCGAAUCCUGCCGGAGAAAUUGCGGUAUCAUCGGAGCAAAAGGUUUAUGAUGUGGUACUUAAGCAGGCAGCUUUAGUUAACAAACAAUUGAGAUCGAAACAAGUCCUUGAUGUGAAACCGGAUAUGGUUGUUCCUGGGACUCUCAACUUGUUAAAUGAAGCUUAUGAUCGAUGUGGAGAAGUUUGUGCCGAGUAUGCAAAGACAUUUUACUUGGGGACUCUGCUUAUGACCCCUGAGAGGCGAAAAGCUAUCUGGGCUAUCUAUGUGUGGUGCAGGAGGACAGAUGAACUUGUUGAUGGGCCCAAUGCUUCACAUAUAACACCUUUUGCUUUGGACAGGUGGGAAUCAAGGUUAGAGGAUCUUUUCGCCGGUCGUCCAUUUGAUAUGUUGGAUGCAGCUUUAUCGGAUACAGUUGCAAGGUUCCCUGUCGACAUUCAGCCAUUCAAAGACAUGAUUGAAGGAAUGAGGAUGGACCUCAGGAAGUCGAGAUACAAGAACUUUGAUGAACUCUAUCUCUACUGUUACUAUGUAGCUGGGACUGUUGGAUUAAUGAGUGUCCCAGUUAUGGGCAUUGCUCCUGAGUCACAGGCAACAACAGAGAGUGUGUAUAAUGCUGCCUUGGCAUUAGGAAUUGCAAAUCAGCUAACCAACAUACUCAGGGAUGUUGGAGAAGAUGCAAGAAGAGGGAGAGUUUAUCUACCACAAGAUGAGCUAGCACAGGCAGGGCUUUCGGAUGAGGACAUAUUUGCAGGGAAGGUAACAGACAAAUGGAGAAAUUUCAUGAAGAGUCAGAUCAAGAGGGCAAGAAUGUUCUUUGAUGAAGCAGAAAAGGGAGUCACAGAGCUCAGCUCUGCAAGUAGAUGGCCGGUGUGGGCUUCUUUGCUACUGUACCGUAAAAUACUGGAUGCAAUUGAAGCUAAUGAUUAUGACAACUUCACCAAGAGAGCAUAUGUUAGCAAAGCGAAGAAGAUCUUGUCUUUGCCUGCUGCAUAUACCAGAUCGCUUGCUCGCCCAUCGAAAGCUCCAUCUGGUUUGGUAAAAGCCUGAUUACAACUCUAAAUGACAAAUAUUAUAUACCAAUGUAAAAGCUAGAAAGGGAGGGAAACAAAAUUGAUCUACCUUGUAUACUAGAUUUAGUAUGUGAGAAGUAAAGAUAGAUUUUCCAAUUAUUCAAAUUGUUCUUGUUUAUAUUUCAA
Molecule: messenger RNA, 2258 nt
Organism: Macadamia integrifolia
Lineage: Eukaryota; Viridiplantae; Streptophyta; Magnoliopsida; Proteales; Proteaceae
Product: phytoene synthase 2, chloroplastic-like
Exons: 6
Coding region: 805-2109 (434 amino acids)
Biological process (GO): carotenoid biosynthetic process
Molecular function (GO): geranylgeranyl diphosphate synthase activity
Source: RefSeq, a predicted model, not a curated record